AUGAACCAAGCAGACAUGGAAUGGAUGGACAGAGGACGAGCAACAGAACCGAGGAUGUGUGCACUGAUAAAGCUGUUUUUGGAAGGUAUUCAUGCUAUGGCCAACAUGGCUAUCAAGCGAAGGCUAGAGAUCCAGCUAACUUCUCACCAUCUGGAUGACCCAUAUGUGCUCUCUGACCAUCAUGUCAACUGCAGUUCCACUACAAACCUCAACACCAGCACACCGGUUCAGCAACCUAGUCAAGGUGUGGUAGUCAAACAGGAGUACAACGUCCAACAGCGGAACAAUGACUGUUAUUUCUGUAGCGGAGAACACUUCGCCCAUGAAUGUCAGACACGCAAGGACUACGUACACGAAGGCAAGGUAAAAUGGAAUGAGGACGGAAAACUCGUUAUGCCCGACGGCCACGAUAUCCCAUACAGAAGGGAGGAUGGUAACUUCCAACAGCGCAUUGACUGUUUCAUACAUGAAGGACCCACUAUGGGUGCCAAUGCAAUGGUUCUAGGGAUUGAAUCCGCGCUGGGUAUUGACUCACCCACAUUUAUGCACACCUGCACAAGCCACCAGGAAGAAGACCAAGAUUUGGAAGACGAAGAAUUGAAACAUUUAGAACAUGAGAUCGUGCGGCCCACAAAUCUGACAAGGGAAAGAAUGUACGGUUCGAUGGUGUUGAUGUGCCCGCGCACGCUAAGCUGGGGCCAUCUUCCAAAACGACUGAUGUGGUAG
Suillus discolor is the source of this 726-nucleotide messenger RNA. RefSeq lists its product as uncharacterized. Bases 1 to 726 code for a protein of 241 amino acids. NCBI's taxonomy places the organism in Eukaryota, Fungi, Basidiomycota, Agaricomycetes, Boletales, Suillaceae. The transcript is spliced from 5 exons. The record is from RefSeq and is a predicted model, not a curated record.